This is a messenger RNA of Bombina bombina (fire-bellied toad), 4390 nucleotides long. It is a transcript of the gene OGDHL, whose product is annotated as oxoglutarate dehydrogenase L. Gene Ontology annotation, biological process: tricarboxylic acid cycle. Gene Ontology annotation, molecular function: oxoglutarate dehydrogenase (succinyl-transferring) activity; thiamine pyrophosphate binding. Bases 118 to 3174 code for a protein of 1018 amino acids. The transcript has 23 exons. NCBI's taxonomy places the organism in Eukaryota, Metazoa, Chordata, Amphibia, Anura, Bombinatoridae. Gene Ontology annotation, cellular component: oxoglutarate dehydrogenase complex; mitochondrion. The record is from RefSeq and is a predicted model, not a curated record.
CGCAGAACGUUCGCCUUUGUGACGUCACGGAGUCUGACAAACGGAACGUUCUACUAGAUCGUGGUAUUAAUAUCCUUGCGCAUCCUCAGGUGGAGAUUGGCAGCUUAAUGAAAGAGAAUGAGUUACCUCCGGUCACUUGUCACUAACUUAAAACCGUCUGGAAUUGGUUUGCUGGUGAAACAGACUGCUAUACUGAGGACAACACACCCGAGAUGCUAUGUGUAUUCAUCAGGAGCCAAAGAACCAUUUUUAAGUGGAAAUAAUUCCAGUUAUGUGGAAGAGAUGUAUUACGCAUGGCUGGAGAAUCCGAAAAGCGUCCACAAGUCUUGGGAUGCGUUUUUUCGCAGUGCUGAUGCUGGUGCCCCCCCUGGUGAGGUGCAUAUUAAACCGACCAUAAAUUAUCCAGAAAUGAUAGCACCAAUGAUUCAAAGCCAAAGUUAUGCCAUGGUACCAGCGAAAGCAGAGAAGUUGGUGGAAGACCAUUUGGCGGUACAGUCGUUGAUAAGAGCCUAUCAGAUCCGUGGUCAUCAUGUGGCUCAGCUGGACCCCCUGGGAAUCUUAGAUGCAGAUUUGGACUCAUUUGUACCCUCUGACUUAAUCACAACAAUUGAUAAACUAGGGUUUUAUGGCUUACAUGAAGCGGAUCUAGACAAGGUGUUCCGCUUACCAACCACUACCUACAUUGGAGGGAAUGAAUCAUCCCUCUCCUUGCGUGAGAUCAUCAGGAGAUUGGAGAACUCAUAUUGUCAGCACGUUGGACUGGAGUUUAUGUUUAUCAAUGAUGUUGACCAAUGCCAAUGGAUCAGACAAAAGUUUGAAACUCCUGGAAUCAUGAAAUUUACAUUGGAAGAAAAACGAACACUUCUAGCAAGACUUGUACGUUCAACUAGGUUUGAAGACUUCCUUGCCCGAAAAUGGUCAUCAGAGAAGAGGUUUGGCUUAGAAGGAUGUGAGGUGAUGAUCCCAGCAUUGAAGGCAAUCAUUGACAAAUCCAAUGAGAUGGGUGUGGAGUAUGUCAUAUUGGGCAUGCCUCAUCGGGGCAGGCUGAAUGUUUUGGCCAAUGUGAUUCGAAAAGAUUUGGAACAAAUCUUCUGCCAGUUUGACCCUAAACUGGAAGCUUCUGAUGAGGGGUCGGGGGAUGUGAAAUACCACUUGGGAAUGUAUCAUGAAAGAAUCAACCGCUCUACCAACAAGAAUAUAACUCUGUCGUUGGUAGCUAAUCCGUCUCACCUAGAGGCUGUGGAUCCUGUAGUUCAGGGGAAAACUAAAGCUGAACAGUUCUACCGAGGUGAUGCCCAAGGGAAAAAGGUGAUGUCAAUUCUUCUACAUGGUGAUGCAGCCUUUGCUGGUCAAGGUGUUGUAUAUGAAACCUUUCAUCUCAGUGACCUCCCUUCUUACACUACAAAUGGGACGAUCCAUGUGGUUGUAAACAACCAGAUUGGCUUCACUACAGACCCCCGCAUGGCUCGCUCAUCUCCAUACCCAACUGAUGUUGCACGGGUGGUAAAUGCGCCAAUAUUUCACGUGAACGCUGAUGACCCUGAAGCCGUAGUGUACGUGUGCAACGUAGCUGCAGAGUGGAGAAAUACUUUUAAUAAAGAUGUGGUUGUAGACUUGGUUUCCUACCGCCGCAGUGGACACAAUGAGAUAGACGAGCCCAUGUUCACCCAGCCAUUGAUGUACAAGCAGAUACAAAAGCAGGUGCCAGUUUUGAAGAAAUACGCAGACAGGCUGAUUUCUGAGGGUGUUGUGACCCUGCAGGAGUUUGAGGAAGAGAUUGCAAAAUAUGACAAAAUCUGUGAUGAAGCUUAUACACAGUCAAAAGACAAGAAAAUCCUAAAUAUAAAGCACUGGCUAGAUUCUCCAUGGCCAGGCUUUUUCACUUUGGACGGAGAGCCAAAAAGUAUGACCUGCCCCCCAACUGGAAUCCCAGAUGAAAUGCUGUCACAUAUUGGCAAUGUAGCUAGUUCUGUACCUGUCAAGGACUUUAAAAUUCAUGGAGGACUCUCUAGAAUUUUGAAAAGCAGAUUGGAGAUGACAAAAAGCCGCAUUGUCGAUUGGGCAUUGGCAGAAUACAUGGCAUUUGGCUCCCUGCUGAAGGAAGGAAUUCACGUCAGACUCAGUGGGCAAGAUGUAGAGAGGGGAACUUUUAGCCAUCGUCAUCAUGUGCUGCAUGAUCAGGAGGUAGACCGCCGCACGUGUGUACCCAUGAAUCAUUUGUGGCCAAAUCAAGCUCCAUACACCGUGUGUAACAGUUCGCUGUCUGAAUAUGGUGUCCUGGGUUUUGAGCUUGGUUUCGCCAUGGCAAGUCCCAAUGCGUUGGUGCUAUGGGAGGCCCAGUUUGGUGACUUUCACAAUACGGCACAGUGUAUUAUUGAUCAGUUUAUCAGUUCAGGACAAGCCAAAUGGGUCCGUCAUAAUGGAAUUGUGCUCCUUUUACCUCACGGAAUGGAAGGAAUGGGGCCUGAACAUUCUUCAGCCAGACCUGAAAGGUUUCUUCAGAUGAGCAAUGAUGAUUCGGACGCGUAUCCUGAGUUUACUCAGGAUUAUGAAGUUCACCAGCUCUAUGACUGUAACUGGAUUGUUGUGAACUGUUCUACGCCAGCCAACUACUUUCAUGUUCUCAGGAGGCAAAUUCUUCUGCCCUUUCGCAAACCUCUGAUUGUUUUUACACCAAAGUCACUGUUGAGGCACCCUGAGGCCAAGUCUAGCUUUGACGAUAUGAAAACAGGAACACAUGUACAGCGCAUUAUUCCGGAAAAUGGUUCGGCGUGUCAGAAUCCCCAAGAGGUUAAACGGGUUAUUUUUUGUACCGGAAAAGUGUAUUACGAACUUGUCAAAGAAAGGCAACAUAAAAAUCUGGAGAAAGAAGUAGCGAUUACAAGGCUAGAACAGAUAUCGCCGUUUCCAUUUGACUUGGUGAAGAAGGAAGUAGAGAAAUAUGCAGGAGCCGAGCUGAUCUGGUGUCAGGAAGAACACAAGAAUAUGGGAUAUUAUGAUUAUGUUAAACCUCGUUUCCUGAACAUUCUUAGCCAUAAAAGACCGAUUUGGUAUGUUGGCCGUGACCCAGCAGCAGCCCCAGCAACGGGUAACAAGAACACUCACCACGUAGAACUCAGGCGCUUUUUGGACGUAGCUUUCAAUUUACAGUCUUUUGAAGGCCUAACGUUUUAAUGUUACAUAGCUUUCAAAUAUCCCAAGAUAGCAUAAUAAAUCAGUAUUUAAAAUGUGUUAAAUCACAUUUUUUUUUUCUGGUUUCCUAAUCUACAUGUCUGUGGAUGUACAGGGUACACUAUAUAGAUGACAUCAGCACCUAUAACCAGCUGGGAAAUAUAGCACAGAAGCUUAUAAUGUUUUUUUAAAGCAAAUAUCUAUGCUGUGUAUCAUACAGUUAUUGCACUUUAAAUUGUAUACAGUACUGCAAUAUGCUUCAAACAUCAGGUAUGUUACAAUGUUCAUAAAUACUAGGAUUGACUUUCUAAAUGGCAAUAAUGCUGUUAUCACUCUUGUUAAGAAUAAUAAUCUCAUCUACUGGUGCUCUCUUAUUAAUGUCAACCGUGUGCUAUCCCCAAAGGGUCUGCAAAUCCAACAAUCCAUCCUAAUUCUUUUAGUCUCAUUGGAAAAUGGAAAUUGGAAGAAAGAUCUGUCACAACACAGAAUUUUAAAUAGUGAGAACAAUAUAUUUGCAUUAAAGGGAUACUUUUUUCUUUCAUGAUUCAGAUAGAGCAUGCGAUUUUAAGCAACUUUCUACUCUACUCCUACUUUACUCCAUUUUCUUCCUUCUUUUAGUAUAUAUUUAUUUGAGAAGCAGGAUUUGAACUUUAGGAGCCGGCCCGUUUUUGGUUCAGCAUCAGGGUAGCGCUUGCUGAUUGGUGGCUAAAUGUAGCCAACAAUCAGCAAGCACUACCCAGGAUUCUGAACCAAAAAUUGUCUGGCUCCAAUGCUUAGAUUCCUGAUUUUGCUUUAUGUGACUCAUGAAAAAAAAUUGGGUUUUGUAUCCCUUUAAAUGUAACUCUUACUAACGUCCUAUGAAGAAAACAUAAGAAAUACUUAAUGACUUUAGAAUAUUGAAUGUAUAAUAAAAUUAUUCCAGUUGCCUCGUCUCUGAGCAAUAUUGGUUUUGUUUGUAUUAGUGAUUGAUAUUUAUAUAGUGAAAAACCUUAUAUUUGUAUCUAUCUAUUUAUCUUAGUUUAUUAGGUUAUUUUUUCCUGUGUUUUAUGUAUACAUUUUAAAAUACAGCAGCAAUGUUUCCCUUAUUUAAAAACCAAUUAAAAUGAUGAGAAUCAACAGUAAAUCUGUAAUCAUGAUUGUAAAGAAUAAAUGGUCAAAUUGAAUAAAAAUGAAAAUGUAACAAUGAAUAUAAUAAAUUAUAUACAAUAAUAUAGUGACA